Molecule: messenger RNA, 3563 nt
Organism: Hyla sarda
Lineage: Eukaryota; Metazoa; Chordata; Amphibia; Anura; Hylidae
Gene: PPP2R5E
Product: protein phosphatase 2 regulatory subunit B'epsilon
Exons: 14
Coding region: 454-1857 (467 amino acids)
Biological process (GO): protein dephosphorylation; signal transduction
Cellular component (GO): protein phosphatase type 2A complex; cytosol; nucleus
Molecular function (GO): protein phosphatase activator activity
Source: RefSeq, a predicted model, not a curated record
UUUUUGAACCUGUCCGUUCGUCAGCACGGCGCUGGGCGGGGAUAGUGAUCCGAGCAGGUUAGGUUGUGUUUGUGUUCUGUGUGCCAUGGACUCAGCCCAGUGAUAUUGACAAUAGAGAGGAAAUUGACAAGAGGGGGGCAAAAUCCUGACCGCAGCCGCCGCGCUCCUCUCCCUCUGCCCCCCGGGGACAGACGCAGCCAGGGUCCAGGCCCGGGGAAUGUGACUCCCUCUCUGUCAGGGAUUUCCGAGGUGAUUGUCAACGGAGGAGGAUUAUCCCGGGCUCGCAGGAACAAGCUGCUGCUACCGGGGGAAGCACUGAGGCCUUGGCUGAGAGCACAGCCACCCGCAGGAAAGGAAGGACGGGAGGGAGGGAGAGCCCUCUGUGCGGCGCCUCCGGUUACCAGGAAACCCCUGUAAAAUCUCUGAUCCCUAUUAGGAGCUCCAAGUAGGGAUAUGUCCUCAGCACCAACCACUCCUCCAUCAGUGGAUAAAGUUGACGGAUUUUCUCGGAAGUCCGUCAGAAAAGCCAGGCAGAAGAGGUCACAGAGCUCUUCACAGUUCAGGUCUCAGGGCAAGCCUAUAGAGUUAACACCUCUGCCUCUGCUUAAAGACGUUACAACCACAGAGCAGCCGGAACUGUUCCUCAAGAAGCUUCAGCAGUGCUGUGUCAUCUUUGAUUUUAUGGAUACACUGUCUGAUCUUAAGAUGAAGGAAUACAAGAGAUCUACUCUGAACGAACUGGUUGACUACAUCACAAUAAGCAGAGGCUGCCUCACAGAACAGACUUACCCUGAAGUAGUAAGAAUGGUAUCUUGCAAUAUAUUUAGGACCCUCCCUCCGAGCGACAGCAACGAGUUUGAUCCUGAAGAAGAUGAACCCACCCUGGAGGCCUCGUGGCCACACUUACAGCUUGUAUAUGAAUUUUUCAUACGAUUUUUGGAAAGCCAAGAAUUUCAGCCCAGUAUUGCCAAAAAGUACAUAGAUCAAAAAUUUGUAUUACAGCUCUUAGAGCUAUUCGACAGUGAAGACCCUCGUGAAAGGGACUACUUAAAAACAGUCUUACACAGAAUUUAUGGCAAAUUUCUCGGGCUUAGAGCGUUUAUUCGAAAACAGAUUAACAAUAUUUUUCUACGAUUUGUUUAUGAAACAGAACACUUUAACGGUGUAGCAGAACUGCUGGAAAUUUUAGGAAGUAUUAUCAAUGGCUUUGCAUUACCUCUGAAAGCAGAACAUAAACAGUUCCUUGUAAAGGUGCUGAUUCCUCUGCACACAGUCAGGAGUCUAUCCCUCUUCCACGCACAGCUGGCAUAUUGUAUAGUACAAUUCCUGGAAAAAGACCCUUCCCUCACAGAACCUGUUAUUAGAGGAUUGAUGAAGUUCUGGCCAAAAACAUGUAGUCAAAAAGAGGUCAUGUUUCUUGGGGAGUUGGAGGAGAUCUUGGAUGUCAUUGAACCAUCACAGUUUGUCAAAAUCCAAGAGCCUUUGUUUAAACAGAUUUCCAAGUGUGUUUCCAGCCCUCAUUUCCAAGUGGCAGAGCGAGCUUUAUACUAUUGGAACAAUGAAUAUAUUAUGAGUUUAAUAGAGGAGAAUUCAAAUGUGAUCCUUCCCAUAAUGUUUGCAAGCCUCUACAGGAUUUCUAAAGAACACUGGAAUCCGGCGAUCGUCGCUCUCGUCUACAACGUCUUAAAAGCCUUUAUGGAGAUGAACAGCACCUUGUUUGAUGAACUGACAGCCACUUACAAGUCAGAUCGCCAGCGUGAGAAGAAGAAGGAAAAGGAACGCGAAGAACUAUGGAAAAAAUUAGAGGACCUUGAAUUGAAGAGAGGUCUUAGGAGCGACGGCAUUAUCCCGACUUAACAAAGGAAACUAUUUCAUCUUUAUCCUGUGGAGUCACAUGUAUGUAGUAGAAGAUGGAGCAGCAGUUUUCUGUAUUGUGCAACUUUACAGUAGAUAACAUUCGUUUCAUUAUUACAACAGCACUGUAUAUAACUGUCUAAGUAAAGAGAAAAAAAAACGACAAAAAAAAAAUUCUAUGGACUUUAAUCCAAAGUUUGGACACUAGAUGAACUUCUCAGAACUUUGCAAACAUAGUCAUUGUUUCUUUACAUCUUCUCGGAUCUUGAUGAAAAUUUGUGUCAAAAAGCUCCCCCCAAUCCCAUUUUGUCAGGCACUUGAUAUUUAUCAUUGGGCAAAGUAUCGCAGUGUUUUGAAUCCAGGCACCCUUAUUAAAUUUAGCUUCUCUUUCUGCUAAAACUGUAUAAAUCUAUUUAUAUAGUUAAAAACAAAAAAGGCAAAAAAAAAAAAAAGAAAAACAUAAAUCCUGAGUUUGCAGAACGUCCUCCUUCUCGGAAUACCAUCUUUCCUCUGUGUAACGUUAGUAUAAAUUUUUCUUUUCUUUGCACAUAAUUUUUUGGCUUUGUUUCCCCCAAAGCCGAAUGUCUUAGCAGAACUGUUCCCCGUAAUGGUUUUGCGUCUUGUGUAUAUAAUUCUGUGUUUCUUUUAAAGAAAAAGCUCUGCUGCUUUUUGUGACUGUUGGGUAUGCAUUAGAGCAGUGGGUACCUGCAGCCCUCUUCCUUCCAACAGUACACAAUGGUAUACAAGGGCCAAAAGUUGCUUAACCUUACUCUAAUGCAUUCUCAUGAAUCAAAAUAAGCACCAGAGCUUUAUACAGAUAAUAUAUCUAUAUUCACAGAAGCUCUUGUGCUUAUUUGGGGUAUGCAUUAGAGCAGUGAUAUGAAGCUUGCUGCACUUCGUACAACUAUUGUAAAGUGCUUGGAAUUGUAGUUACAUAACAGGUGAAGUUUACACAGAUUACACAUCACUGCUUUAGUGAAUGCCUGAUAAUCAGAAUAAGCUCCAGAGAUUUUUACAUACAAAAAUAAAUACAUAUGUAAAGGCUUUAUUGCUUAUUUGUGGUAGGCAUGAGAGCAGUGGUAUGAAACUUGCAGCACUUCAGCUCGUGAAGUACUUGGAGCUGUAGUUGUGUGCCACUGAUUUCAUGGGUACCCAAAACCUAAAAUAAGCUCCAGAGCUUUUUACAAGCAAACAAAUAUGUAAAGGCUCCGGUGCCUAUUUUGAUAAUUUGUUAUGCAUUACAACAGGGGUUUGCAACCUGUGACCUUUCAGUUGUUGGUAAACUGCAAUGUUUGGAUGUCAGGGGAAAGAUGUUGUAGUUUUUAGGUUUCACACAUACUGCAUUAGGGUAUUUGUGUCCAAGUCGUGGCCUUCCAGCUGUUGCUGAAUGCUGGGAGUUGUAGUUUCUUAACAAUUGGAAGGUUGUGACUUGCAUACUAAUGCAGUAGAGAAUACAGAGGAAGGACAGGUGUUCUUUUAGCAACGUAUGUUGAAAUUGAGCUUGCAUUCUCUGUAUAUCAAACACUGUCGACAGUGUAAAACCCCAAGCAGUAUUCGUUUGUAUCUGUCACACCACUACAACACACAACACAGGGCUGUUUUAGAAUCCUAUUAUAAAUAUAUAUAUUUUAGCCAUUAUUAUCCUACAAAUUUUAUUGGACCAUUUUGAAAUAAAGAUGAAAAACACUAAAACAGUGAAAACGGGACAA